Molecule: messenger RNA, 2997 nt
Organism: Fusarium poae
Lineage: Eukaryota; Fungi; Ascomycota; Sordariomycetes; Hypocreales; Nectriaceae
Exons: 3
Coding region: 1-2997 (998 amino acids)
Biological process (GO): proteasome-mediated ubiquitin-dependent protein catabolic process
Cellular component (GO): GID complex
Molecular function (GO): protein binding
Source: RefSeq, a predicted model, not a curated record
AUGGCUCCAGCGCAAAGCCACCCGAUACUGGCUCAGUUACAGGACGCUAGGAGCUUGACUGAGCGUACCACGGCUCUACGAGCCCUCAAGAACGAGAUCAUCGGCCACGUACAAAGAAAGGAGCAAUGGAUUGGCCUGGGUGUACUCGAGCCUAUCGUCAGAACAUUGAUCGAGGCUACCUCAUCUUCCAAGCCGACUGGCAAGGAUUCUCGAUCCCCUCAGGCGCAAAGGCCCUUGUCGGAAGAUGAGCGCAUGCGGCUACAAGCAAUACAACUAAUAGCCUGCUUUGCGAAUGGAGGUCCUACUUUCCUUGCGCCCCUCAGUGCCGCGCAGGCAAUCCCUGCUCUCAUAGCCAACAUAUCGCCGUUUACCAACCCGCCACAACUUGUCGUAGCGGCACUCAAAGCACUGACUGACGUUGCCGAUGCUUGCGCCCUGGCUGCGCCGUCUUCAGAUCUUAAUAUCGAAACACUUGCGGCUACUGUUCUCUCUACCGAAUACCUCGACUCAUUUGGGUCAAUGCUAUCUAUUACCUCCGCGGAUAACAUCCUACAAUCUCAAGUCACGCUUGCGGCGGGCUUGAUAUCUAAGCUUUGCCACCAAGAGCAUCACCAACAAGCCCUGGCGACUUCUGGAAUCCUGGAUGCGUUAGCGACACGGCUGGCCAGCGUUGCUGUUCUUCGUGGAGAAGUUAUCCCUGGUGCUGAUUCUCUAGCGCGUGACGAUGGUCUUUUUGAAGCUUUCCCAGACCCGGCUCCUAGGACUCUACGGCUCAGCUCGAUACUAGAGGCCAUCACUGCUAUCUUGGGAGAUUCGAAAUAUCGGGCAAACAGAUUAGCCCACUCGCCGUCCAUCCUUGCUAUUUUCCCUCCGAUCAAAUUCGAGCCCGCCAAGAUUUUGGACGUGGAACAGGCAGGGCCUAAUAGCCGUCAGCAACCUGUGACGGCCAUGGAAUACAUGCUUCCCAUCAAUCUACCUCGAAGCACGUCGGCGUCAUCUCAAAGUGCACUGCAAAGUGGCUCGUCAGAUUCACAAUCGUCUGGUAGAUCAUCUUUGAGCAAGUUUAGCUCGUCGGCUUUGUGGGAAGCUUCUCGUUACUCGCCGGUGGGAUCUAACGGAGGAAGUACUGGUGAGAUUGAGAGCCCCUUUAUCCCUUGGCUGGUGAAUCUGGUGAGGCGCUCGGAUGAAUACGAACGUCUUCUUGCCACGUCUGUUCUCGCUGCACUUAUUAAGGGCGGCGUUACAAGCAAAGGCUCAAGGGAAGCAAGUCUGGGUCUCCUUGUGGUCCCCCUACUAGUUGAAUUAAUCGCAAAGAACGACAAAGAGGUUUCAGACGUUAAAGAGGUCGAUACCGCUACUAAACGCAUCAUUCUCGAGCGAACGCCAGUUGUUCUAGCUCGCAUGAUUACAGACAGCGAGUACCUUCAAAAGGCAGCUUUCGAAUGUCAGGGUGUGCCUGUUCUUACCAAACUUCUCAAGCAUGCUUACCAGCCCAUCAAGGAAAGCGAGCAGUCUCAUUAUUGGUCACCGCAAUCAGACGUCGAAAUGGAUAUUGAGAACAACUCUCCGAUGGCUCGGCUUGGAAAGGAGGGUCAGAACGAGCUUUUGGCUCACCGGCUCAAAGUGCGCGAAAGCACGUUGAAGGCCAUCGCCGCUCUCGCAGGGGGUAAGGAAGACUUUAGAAAAGACUUCGCAUCCAACAGUUUGGUUGAAUUUGUUGUUGAGUCACUCUGGGAGUAUCCAAGAAAACCACAGACCCCAAAGGAGCGUACCCCAGAAAGGACAGGUACCGAUUCUAGCAGGAAUGAAGAAACCCCCGGAUACGGCACUAAUCCUGCCUCCGUGAUCGCUGCCGGAUGCCAUGUUCUUAGGAUGCUGUCUCGUUCGGUGAGCAUCUUGCGGACAUUACUUGUCGAUUAUGGAGUUGCAAUCCCUGUUUUGAGUCUCAUGAAGCAUCCAGAUGUUAACGUCCAAGUCGCUGCGACUUCUGCUGUCUGUAAUCUAGUUCUGGAAGUAAGCCCAGUACGCGAGCUUCUUGAGGAAAGGGGAGUUGUACCCAUUCUUUGCGACCACGCCCACUCGGAAAACCCAGCUCUUCGCCUCAAUGCACUAUGGGCACUCAAACAUGUUGUGGAUGCCGCCGGGCCCGACUUGAAGAAGGAGUGCUUGGCAAGGCUUGGAUCACAGUGGUUACUGCAGCUCAUACGCGACGAUACCGAAGAUAUGGCUUUGCAUGAGGGGAGAGACGAUGUGGAUAUGCAAACACUUGACGAGCGACAUGGGUGGAUAUACGGCUCAAACGGAAUACUCCGAGAACUUGACUCGGUCAACUCUUCAAGGCUUCGUCAGGCAGAAGACAAGCUAGCAGCGGUGCGAGAAUCUGAGUUGAAUCCGGCCAAGAGAGCACGGAACGAUGACUUGGCGAUUCAGGAACAAGGCCUGCAUAUGAUUAGGAACCUGAUUGGAAGACCUAGGAGUGGCCAGUCGCCAGAGACGGCAAACGAAACAUCGGAAAUGAUCGAUUUUCUGUUGCAGGAAUUUGAGUCUACCGAAUUCUUCAACGUUUUGACAUCAAAACUACGGGCCAAGGUGUAUCGGCCUUUUAGCCACCGAGGUAUGGCGACGGGGCGAGAUACUAGGGUAUUCCAUCCCCAUGCCAAGCUUGUGGUGGCCGUGUUAUACAUCCUGUCGCAUAUCGCGGCGAGCAUCCCACGCCAUCAACAGAUGAUGAUCGCGCAAACAGAUUUGAUGAAGCUGCUUGCGCAGCAGGCUAACAGCAAAGAUCGAGAAGUGAGAGUAGCUUUGUGUCACGUUAUUAUCAAUCUCACAUACAAAGACGACGACAGUGAGGCUCAGGCGUGUGCUCUCCGAGCGCUGGAACUACGAAAGCUUGGCUUUUCUAGCAAAAUGGAAGCUCUUACUAAGGGUGAUGGGGAUUUGGACGUGCGAGAACGUGCCAAGACAGCAGUGUAUCAGAUGGAGCAGGCCAGUUACUGA